Molecule: messenger RNA, 636 nt
Organism: Suillus clintonianus
Lineage: Eukaryota; Fungi; Basidiomycota; Agaricomycetes; Boletales; Suillaceae
Product: Rpr2-domain-containing protein
Exons: 3
Coding region: 1-636 (211 amino acids)
Biological process (GO): tRNA processing
Cellular component (GO): nucleolar ribonuclease P complex
Source: RefSeq, a predicted model, not a curated record
AUGGGCAAACAGAACAAAGACGACAUCCCCAACCCAAGUAGAGUCGGCAAUCGUGAUAUCAUCCAACGUCUCAACUUCCUUUACCAAGCCAGUGUUCUCCUCAAUGCCGUGACAGCUGAUCUUUCGGAGGUUCCGUUUAGCCCUUGCGAGACUAACGACACGCACAACCCACCAAAGAAAUGGCAAAAGAGGGUCGUGUCUACUGCGGAGCUAUCUAGGAGCUACAUAGACACGAUGAAAGUCGUUGGGCAGAAAACGAAUGUCAAGAUCGAUCCAACAGUCAAACGCGUUAUAUGUAAGGGAUGUCAUAUCGUGUUGAUGCCCGGCGCCUCCUCGACUGUGCGGGUGAAGAAUUCCGCGUCGCACAGGCACCUUAUCAUCCACACUUGUAAGUCGUGUAGAACAUCACGACGAAUACCUGCGCCUCCAGUUUUGGAUGCGAAUGAACUUCAACCGGAAUCCACCACGACGGACCCACUAGCUCCCGGAGCUAUUACUGAAAUUACUUCAAUUCCACGGUCAGCACAGCGUAGACAGAAGAGGCCACGUGCGCUCCGUCUGCCGCCCCAUUUUGAUCGAGACCUCGGUCAUGUUGUUUUCCGAGGAAAUGAGAGGUUGCCCGAUGCCACUCCGUGA